Metarhizium acridum CQMa 102 is the source of this 897-nucleotide messenger RNA. The record is from RefSeq and is a predicted model, not a curated record. Lineage: Eukaryota; Fungi; Ascomycota; Sordariomycetes; Hypocreales; Clavicipitaceae.
AUGGACUUCGUCAAGAAGGCUGCCGAGGGCAUCAAGGGCAACUCUGGGGAGAAUAAAGACCAGGCCGCACAGGGCCAGGGUGGUGAGCAGCAGGACUACGUCGACAAGGGUAAUUUCCAGACGUCUAUUCCUUUACACCUAGAUGCUAACCACCUCAUAGCCUUUGGCAUGGCUGCUAGCAAGAGCGGCCACAACAUCGACCGCAACACCCAGGAGAAGAUCACCGACGCCGGUCGGACCGCCUACGAGAAGGCCACUGGCGAAGUCGGGCAAAUGCCGCGAGGCGACCGACACGAGGCCGACCAACGCACCAGAUGGAGCAUGAAAAGUCAGACUAUUAUUGGUGGAAACAACAAAUAUCCAGCUUCACUUAAUAUCAAUUGCGACCGCCUUCUCCUUCUCCCAACCCUUUCGGCUCCGGACUCUGUCCUCUGUCCUCAGACCGCGGCAAUGCCCGGCUUCGUCCUCACCAAAGACCAUGUUCGCAAAGCAUUCUCCCACCUGGGGCAAGUCGAAGACCUUGAACAUCGCAAAAAGUUCCUCACAGAGUACAUGGUUCCCAACGUCACAUGGACCUGCACCGGCAGCGCGCACUCGUUGGCAGGGACGCGACACAGCGUCCAGGACCACGAAGACGCAACCUUCAAACGGCUGGGGCGGAACCUCAAGGGCCCCAUCAGAUUUACGGCAACAAGAGUCAUUGUCGAUGCGGAGCGUGAAGAAGACGGGUGGUGGUGUACCGUCGAGACCAAGGGCGAGGCCACCAGGACCACGGGCCAGCCAUAUGACAACGAGUACGCGUGGCUGAUGCGAUGGAACGACGAGGGCAAGAUUGUGGAGGUGCGAAGCUAUUUCGAUACCAUGCUCUCUGAGAAGGUACUGCUGGGACAAGAAUGA